CACAGUGGGUGUCUGCUCAAUUGCCUAAGCUGGUUUACAGAGGCAAGGGGCGUGAUCAGGAAUUUGGAGUCCAGCCCCUGGAGCUCCGACCCAUGGACCACAGCGCGGCCGAGGGUGAUGGGCGUGGCCGGGGCGGUGCUUGCCAGGAAAUGGCAGCGGUCGCAGUGUACAGCGCCAAGCGGAGCCUGCGGGCAGAGCUGAAGCAGCGCUUGCGGGCCUUGAGUGCGGAGGAACGGCUGCGUCAGUCUCAACUCCUCACAAAGAAGGUGAUUGCCCACAGUCAGUAUCAAAAUUCCAAAAGAAUCUCCAUCUUUCUGAGCAUGCAAGAUGAGAUCGAGACGGUAGAGAUCAUCAAGGACAUUUUCAAACAAGGCAAGGUCUGCUUCAUCCCUCGGUACCAAUUCCAGAGCAACCGUAUGGACAUGGUGAGGUUAGCGUCGCCUGAAGAAAUCGCUUUCCUUCCCAAGACAUCUUGGAAUAUUCAUCAGCCUGAUGAGGGAGAUGUUUGGGAGGAGGCCUUAUCCACUGGUUCCAGACACAUUGCAGACACAUGCAUGGAGAGUACCAAGCUCAUUCUUACGUCAGUGCCCUGGCACAUAUUAAGCCAACUGCUAAGAAUUUCCUCUUCACCUCAUCCCUGGUACUCAGCCUUCAGAUCUGCACUUAGGUGCCAUGCAGAAGAUGACCGUGGCAUCUGCUCAUCUGCAUUUGCUUUCAGCUGAGGUUCUGAUUCAUCUUUGCAACUGUCUUACUAACCUAUGAUUGUCUGAUUUACCUGUUAAAUAGGAUCUGAGCAAUCCAGAAGAGAAGAUGAGAAGAUGAGAUGGUGGCUAUCCACAGGCCACCAGCUUAAGGAAGUCACCAUGAGCAGCUUCGUGCCUUCCCAGGGGGAUCUGCUGUUACGUGUCUACUUCAACCAUGGCCACACACUGAAACAUGCCAGGCUUCUCUGUCCUGCUGGUCUUCAGCCACCCUCUUCUUCCGGGGUUGGCCCUUCACUUCAUCUAUGUGUACAUAUUGAUAUGUGUGUGUGUGGGGGAGUGGUCAGAGGGAAACCCCAGGUGUCAUUUCUCAGGCACUGCCGACACCCCCACUCCUUUUAUUGAGACAAGGUCUUUCACUGGCCAGGAACUCAUAAAGUAGGCUGAGCUAACUGAAUCCCAAAGAUCCUUGACUCUCCACUGCCCCAGCACAGGGAUUGCAAGGGUCCAUCACUAGAC
Messenger RNA from Arvicanthis niloticus (Nile rat), 1220 nucleotides. RefSeq names its product methenyltetrahydrofolate synthetase (gene Mthfs). Gene Ontology annotation, biological process: tetrahydrofolate interconversion; folic acid-containing compound biosynthetic process. Gene Ontology annotation, molecular function: 5-formyltetrahydrofolate cyclo-ligase activity. Gene Ontology annotation, cellular component: mitochondrion. NCBI's taxonomy places the organism in Eukaryota, Metazoa, Chordata, Mammalia, Rodentia, Muridae. The record is from RefSeq and is a predicted model, not a curated record.